Messenger RNA from Cannabis sativa, 988 nucleotides. RefSeq lists its product as uncharacterized. The coding region runs from base 125 to 796 and encodes 223 amino acids. The transcript has 3 exons. Lineage: Eukaryota; Viridiplantae; Streptophyta; Magnoliopsida; Rosales; Cannabaceae. The record is from RefSeq and is a predicted model, not a curated record.
CACACAAUCAAGCUUGGUAUUUGCACUACUGAUAUUUCAUUUUCUACGUUUUGAAAGGAAACCUCUUUUCAAUUAAAUAUAGAAUUAAAUAAAUAAACCAUUACUUGUUAUUAUAAAGAUAAAUAUGAGAGAGUGGGUAGGAAAAGCAUCACAUUCUCCCACUUUACAAACCAUGAAUAUGAAUUCCCCUUUUUCUUCUUCACUUUCUCUUGAACAUCAACUCAACCUCAUCGACAAACUUCAACUGUUCAAGAUCCAAGGCCGUGAUAAACACGGCCACAACAUUCUGCGAGUCAUCGGAAAGUUUUUCCCUGCUCGACUUGUGAGUAGUGAAGCUGUUAACAAGUAUCUAGAAGACAGAGUAUUCCCAAACUUAGAUGAUGAGAAACCAUUCUCAAUGGUGUACAUCCACACAGAUGUUAAUCGGUCUGAAAAUUUUCCCGGAAUCUCAACUCUCCGAUCUAUCUAUGAGGCUAUUCCGGCUCAAGUUAAGGAUAAUCUAGAAGCUGUUUAUUUCGUUCAUCCAGGGAUACAGUCCAGGCUCUUCUUAGCCACCUUUGGUCGGUUCCUUUUCAGCGGAGGCUUGUACCAGAAACUAAACUACGUGAUCCGGAUGGAGUUUCUCUGGGAUUAUGUGAAGAGGAGUGAGAUUGAAAUACCCGAAUUCGUGUGCGAACAUGACGAUGAGCUUGAGUACCGUCCGAUUAUGGAUUAUGGGAUCGAGAGUGAUCACCCCACUGCCAUCACCAUGGUUGACUCUCCUCUCUCCAUCUACUCCAUGCGUUGCAUCGCUUAGAAAAUGGCUUAAACAACCUACCUAUAUAUAUAUAUAUUACUGUAUUCUGAUGUUUUAUGGUGUUGAUAUAGAUAUGGUAGUAUCAGUUUGUGUCUGUAUUAUAUUCUACUAGAAAGAUAAAACAGAGCCUGUCUUCAAGGCCGUUUUAUCUAAUAAAUAUAGUAAUGAAAUUUUCCUUUUUAACCCAUGAAA